CUCAAUUAGGCUCAAGAAUAAAUAACAAAAAUAUUUCCUCAUCAUGAAAAUUGUUUAUAAACUCUGAAAACAGUGAAUAGGAAUUUAUCAAACUGCUCUUGUUCAUCUGAUUUUUUGCUUUGAUUUUUUCAACUUGAUUCAAAGCAUUCUUCGAAAGUUUUAUAUUUCACCUUUUCAACACUUUUUAAUUGUUACAAUGGUUAUUUUAUCUACAUUGGUGAGAUCUUUUAAUGGUCGUUCUAUCGUCUCUGCAUCGUCUCGUCAAUUACUUGGAUCCUAUUCAGUCGGUAAUGAAACUGGUAUUCGAAAUGAAUCUACAGGAUUUAACUUUGAACCAUCAGACGAAAGUAAACAUUUUAUCGAGUUAUCUUCAAAGUUUACUCGCGAUGAAAUCAUUCCUAAAGCAGCUUACUAUGAUAAGACGGGGGAAUAUCCAUGGGAAAUCGUCAAGAAAGCUCAUGCGAUUGGAUUGAUGAAUACUUUUGUACCAGCUAAAUAUGGUGGACCAGGUCUUACCCUUACUGAUUCAUUAUUGAUGGCAGAAGAAAUUGCCUAUGGAUGUACCGGAAUCUCAACAGCCCUUGGUAAUAAUGCUCUUGCAGGUGCACCUUUACUUUUACAUGGGUCAGAAGAAUUGAAAGAAAAGUAUUUAGGCUGGAUCACAUCAGAACCAGUCCAAGGUGCCUAUUGCGUUACAGAACCUGGAACAGGAUCUGAUGUCUCUGGUUUAAAGACUAAAGCCAUUAAAGAUGCGAACGGUGAUUGGGUCAUAAAUGGUCAGAAAAUGUGGAUCACAAACAGUGGUGUCGCGAAAUGGUAUUUUGUGUUAACUAGAACCAAUCCAGAUCCUAAAGCGAAGAUAAGUGAAGCUUUUACUGGUUUCGUAGUGGAUCGAGAUACACCAGGUAUCACAGUUGGUCGAAAAGAGUGGAACAUGGGUCAAAGAUGCUCUGACACCAGAGGUCUCAGCUUUGAAAAUGUUAAAGUUCCUAAAGAAAACAUGGUUGGUCCCGAAGGAAAAGGUUUUAUUGUUGCCAUGUCAGCAUUCGAUUUUACUCGACCUGCUGUUGCUAGUGCCGCAGUUGGCUUAGCCCGACGAUGUUUAGAUGAAGCUAGCAAAUAUUCUUUGGAGAGAAAGGCAUUCGGUCAGCCUAUUGCCAAUUAUCAAGCGAUACAAUUCAAACUAGCAGACAUGAUGAUCGGUGUCGAAACAGCAAAACUCGCCUAUCUUAAAGCAGCAUGGCUUCAUGAUCGAGGAGAGAAAAAUACUUUGAUGGCUUCCAUUGCUAAAUGCUUAGCUGCUGAUGUUGCAAAUCGCUCUGCUAGUGAGGCCGUUCAAGUUUUUGGUGGAGCUGGCUUCAAUUCAGAAUAUCCAGUUGAAAAAUUAAUGAGGGAUGCCAAGAUUUUGCAAAUAUACGAAGGAACUGGCGAGAUUCAAAGAAUGGUCAUUGCUCGAGAACACAUUGCUAGAAUGCAAAAGAACGGACCAUAAUCAAACUUAAAAAUCAUUCCAAAUUAUAUUAAAUUGUUGAAAAUAUUUUUUAUAUCGGUGUUUAUGUGCCACGAUUCUGUAAAGAAACCCCAAUUUAGAAUUGUGAACGAUUCAAACUGUUAAAUCUGGCCAUCCUACCAUAAUUAAUUGUAUGUAAGGUAAAUAAACAGCUUCUUAAACAAAUCAUA
Tetranychus urticae (two-spotted spider mite) is the source of this 1680-nucleotide messenger RNA. RefSeq names its product medium-chain specific acyl-CoA dehydrogenase, mitochondrial. Lineage: Eukaryota; Metazoa; Arthropoda; Arachnida; Trombidiformes; Tetranychidae. Gene Ontology annotation, cellular component: mitochondrion; cytoplasm. Gene Ontology annotation, biological process: medium-chain fatty acid catabolic process. The record is from RefSeq and is a predicted model, not a curated record. Gene Ontology annotation, molecular function: medium-chain fatty acyl-CoA dehydrogenase activity; flavin adenine dinucleotide binding.